AUGUCUAAACUCCUACAAAGUAUUAUCAGUACCAUUGAUGUUUUCUACCAAUAUGCCAGCCAGAAUGGGGAGUGUGACAUGUUGAGCAAGACAGAACUGAAAGAACUUUUGGAAAAUGAGUUUCACCAAAUUCUGAAGAAUCCAGAUGAUCCAGACACUGUAGAUAACAUCAUGCAAAGCCUGGAUCGAGACCAUAACAAGAAAGUGAAUUUUACUGAGUAUCUUCUGAUGAUAUUCAAGCUAGCUCAGGCUUGUAAUAAAAUCAUUGGCAAGGAUUACUGCCAAGCUUCAGGGUCAAAGCAAAGAGAUUACAGUCAUCAUCACCAAGAGGAACAGAAUGAAACAGAGGGAGAGGAAGACAAAGGGAGAGAAUCCUCUUCCAGAUAUUCAAGUUCAAGUGCAGGAGAGCAGGACUCCUAUUCCAGGAGCUCCAGAGGAAGCAACAAACACAAACUCAGAUCCAACUCCAGAAAACGGGGGCAUCAAAGAGGUUUGUCUAGCGCUGGACACAGGCAAAGCUCUGAGGAAAGGACAGAGUCAAGUUUAGGCCACUUCAAGGAUAGUGAGAAAAACAAGCAUGGCUCUCAUCAGCAAGAUAGAUCUGAGAGUGAAGAAAUUGGUUAUUCUCAUUCAAGAAAUGGCAGACAAAGAUCAAACUCAGCAAACCAGUCUGAAAGCCGUGGAGAACAAGGGCAUGAUUACCACUCUGAGAAUCAAUCUUUCAGUUCUGACCAACACUGGUCUGACUCAGAUGAGUCAACAGGAAACAGACGACAUAAAAAGAAGUCAGACCAGUCUCCUAAUGGGCAACAUCAUGGAUUCUGCCCAGGGAGUAGUGGAGGACAAGACCACAAGUCAAAUUCAAAUGAACCCACUUGUUGUGGCCAUGAGUCUGGUGCAGGCCAGCCCUAUCCACAGAUAAGGCAUGAAACAAAUACCAGAUAUCAAUCAGGAAACUGUGAAGAACAAGGAUACUGUUCUAGUUCAAGUGAGCCCUCCAGUUAUGCAAAACAUAGGUCAAACUCAGGACAGUCCUCCAGUCAAAGAAGACAUGGAUCCAAUUCAAGUGGUCAAUCAGGGAACUGGGGAAAGCAAAAUGAGGGAUCCGGAUCAGGCAAGUCCUCAAGUUUUGAACAACAUGGGUCUGGUAUGGGUCACUCAUCACACUAUGGAAAGCAUAGUUCCAAUUCUAGUCAUUCUUCUUGUCAAAGGCAACUUGGAUCCAGUUCAAGUGGUCAAUCUGGAUAUAGUCAACAACAAAACCAUGGUUCUGAACGAAGACAUUCUUCAAACUAUGAAGCAUAUGGGUCUGAAUCACGCAGGUCCAUGAGCAGUGGCAAAAAUCAGUCAAGCUCUUUUCAGUCCUCCACUCAAAGAAAACAAAGCAGCAGCUCAAGCCAUCAGUCAGGAAGCUAUGGAAGACAAAAGCAUGGAUCAGGAACAGGACAGUCUUCUGCCUUUGGUCACCAGGGGUCUAUUCCAUCAUGUGGUCAGCAUGAAUCUUCAUCUAGUGAGACCUCAAGCUCUAGCCAACAAGGGUCUGGAUUGGGUCAACCUUUGAACCAUAGUCAACAUAGGUCUGGUUCAGGUCAGUCACCUAGUUAUGGCCAACAUGGUUCAGGUGAAGGACAGUCUUCAAGAUAUGGAUCUGAAUCAGGCCAACAUUCUGGUUUUGGACAUGGUUGUAGCUCAGGACAGUCUUCUGGCUUUGGUCAGCAAGGAUCUGGCUUAGGUCAGUCAUCAGGAUAUGAACAACAUCAUUUUGGAAAUGGUCAAUCAUCAACCUAUGAAAAACAUACUUCUUCAGGCCAGUCCUCCGGUUUUGGACAACAAAGGUCUGGAUCAGGUCAGUCUAGUUACGGCCAACACAGGUCAAGUUCAGGACACUCUUCUAACUGUGGUCAACCAGGCUACGGAUUAGGUCAACCUCCUAGUCCGGGUGCACAUAGUUCUAACUCAGGUCAGUCAUCCCAACCUACUUCAGAAAAGACAUCAAGCUGUGCACAACAUGGAUUUAGCUCAGGUCAGUCCUCUAACUAUGAUCAGCAUGAGUCUGCCUCAAGUUACCCUUCAAGGUUUGGUCAAUAUGAGUCUGGUUCCAGACAUUCUUCUAGCCACAGCAAACAUGGCUUUGGCUCAGGCUUUGGGCAACAUGAGUCUGGCUCAGGGGAGUCUUCUGGCUUUAGCCAACAUGAAUCUGGAUUAGGUCGGUCUUCUAGCUAUGGUCAGCAUGGGUCUGGCUCAAGUCAAUCUUCUAGCCACAGCCGACAUCCUUCUGGAUCAGGUCAGUGUUCUGGCUUUGGGCAACAUGGGUCUGGAUCAGGACAGUUUUCUGGAUCCAGUCAACAAGCAUCUGGCUUGGGCCAAUCCUCGACCUAUGGGCAACAUGGUUCCACAUCAGGACAGUCCUCAUGCUGUGGACAACAGGGAUCUAGCUCAGGUCAGUCUUCUGGCUAUGGUCAGCAAGGGUCUUCCUCAAGUCAGUCUUCUAGCUUUGGCCAACACGGGUCUGGCUCAAGUCAGACUUCUAGCCACAGCCAACAAGGCUCUGGAUUGGGUCAGUCUUCAAGGCAUGGCCAACAUGGAAGUGGCCCAAGUCAUUUUUCUAGCCAUAGUCAACGCAGGUCUGCUGGCUCAGGUCACUCUUCUGGCUUUGGGCAACAUGAGUCUGGUUCUGGAGAGUCUUCUGGCUUUAGCCAACAUGAAUCUGGCUUAGGGCAGUCUUCUAGCUAUGGUCAGCAUGGGUCUGGCUCAAGUCAAUCUUCUAGCCACAGCCGACAUCCUUCUGGAUCAGGUCAGCCUUCUGGCUAUGGUCAGCAUGGGUCUUCCUCAAGUCAGUCUUCUAGCUUUGGCCGACACAGGUCUGGCUCAAGUCAGUCUUCUAGCCACAGCCAACAAGGCUCUGGAUUAGCUCAGUCUUCAAGGUAUGGCCAACGUGGGUCUAGAUCAGCUCAGUCUUCUGGCUCCAGUCAACAAGGAUCUGGCUUGGGCCAAUCCUCGACCUAUGGACAACAUAGUUCCACAUCAGGACAGUCCUCAUGCUGUGGACAACAGGGAUCUAGCUCAGGUCAAUCUUCUGGGUAUGGUCAGCAUGGGUCUUCCUCAAGUCAGUCGUCUAGCUUUGGCCAACGUGGGUCUGCAUCAAGCCAGUCUUCUAGACAGAGGCAACAUGGAUCUGGCUCAAGAGAACCUUCUGGUUUCAGUCAGCAUGAAUCUGGCUUAAGUCAGUCUUCCAGCUAUGGCCAACAUGGCUCUGCAUCAGGACACUCGUCCAGCUGUGGCCAACAUGAAUCUAGCUCAGGUCAGUCUUCAAGGUAUGGCCGACAUGGGUCUGGCUCAAGUCAAUCCUCUAGCCACAGCCAACAUCACUCUGGAUUAGGUCAGUCUUCAAGGUAUGGCCAACGUGGGUCUGGUUUUGGGCAACAUGAGUCUGGCUCAGGGGAGUCUUCUGGCUUUAGCCAACAUGAAUCUGGAUUAGGUCAGUCUUCUAGCUAUGGUCAGCAUGGGUCUGGCUCAAGUCAAUCUUCUAGCCACAGCCGACAUCCUUCUGGAUCAGGUCAGUGUUCUGGCUUUGGGCAACAUGGGUCUGGAUCAGGACAGUUUUCUGGAUCCAGUCAACAAGCAUCUGGCUUGGGCCAAUCCUCGACCUAUGGGCAACAUGGUUCCACAUCAGGACAGUCCUCAUGCUGUGGACAACAGGGAUCUAGCUCAGGUCAGUCUUCUGGCUAUGGUCAGCAAGGGUCUUCCUCAAGUCAGUCUUCUAGCUUUGGCCAACACGGGUCUGGCUCAAGUCAGACUUCUAGCCACAGCCAACAAGGCUCUGGAUUGGGUCAGUCUUCAAGGCAUGGCCAACAUGGAAGUGGCCCAAGUCAUUUUUCUAGCCAUAGUCAAUGCAGGUCUGCUGGCUCAGGUCACUCUUCUGGCUUUGGGCAACAUGAGUCUGGUUCUGGAGAGUCUUCUGGCUUUAGCCAACAUGAAUCUGGCUUAGGGCAGUCUUCUAGCUAUGGUCAGCAUGGGUCUGGUUCAAGUCAGCCUUCUAGUUAUGGUGGAUACAGUUCUGGAACAGGUCAGUCCACAAGUUAUGGCCAACAUGGGUCUUUCUCAGGUCAUUAUUCUAGCCAUGGCCAACACGCAUCUGGCUCAGCUCUGAACAAUAUCGAUCUGGUUGUUGUCCAUCAUCAAGCUCAGGACAAUGCAGUUCUGGAUAUGGGCAAUAUUCUAGCUCUGAACAAUAUGGUUCUGGAACUGGUCAGUAUUCAAGCUGUGAACAAUAUAUUUCUGGCUCACAAGGAAAAUGGGAAUCUAACUGUCCCCGUUCAAACUGCAAUGAACAGCAACCAAGAAGCAAUUAUAGACAAGUAG
Lepus europaeus (European hare) is the source of this 4362-nucleotide messenger RNA. Its product is annotated as hornerin-like. The coding region runs from base 1 to 4362 and encodes 1453 amino acids. Gene Ontology annotation, cellular component: cornified envelope; keratohyalin granule. The record is from RefSeq and is a predicted model, not a curated record. Gene Ontology annotation, biological process: establishment of skin barrier. Lineage: Eukaryota; Metazoa; Chordata; Mammalia; Lagomorpha; Leporidae. Gene Ontology annotation, molecular function: transition metal ion binding; calcium ion binding. The transcript is spliced from 4 exons.